CCAAUUACAGUAGCUGUCCUCCACUCUUAAUGCCUCUUACGUCAGCGAGAGCAUGCAAUCAAAGCGCCCUUCACAAGCUCCUCAUCUUCCAGUUCCGGGCCUCUAAUCGCCUUCACGAGCUUUCAUUACUGCUCCAACUUCAGUCUGCUCGUGAGUGUUAUUUUUUGUUGCUGUGUCUUCUGUAGUAAAGAAGUCUCCUUCUCCGAUUGCUCUCGUUCCGAUUGAUUUCACGCCUCAAAGCUGUGUAAGCUGUGGUUAUCAUCUCACUGGUGGUUAACACAAUCUCAAAUGUCGUGAGCCGAUGAUGGGACUCUGAUGAGCUAAUGAAGAAACUUCCUAGUUCAACUGGCCUCCCUAGGUUUUGCAAAUCAUAGCUUGGAAGCUGGAUUCACUGGUGUUGGGAUGGGGAAAUUUGUUUGCAAAAAAAAAAUGAAUUUUUAUACGGAAUUGUGUUUUCUUGAUAUCUAAUUAAGGAAUCAAAAUUGGGAAGAAGAGAAUGGAAGAAGAGGGACAUUGGGAAGCAGGAACAAUAGGGAAGAUAAAUCUGAGCAAAAAUCACAACUUAGCAUCAUCAGAGCAACUCCCAAAUCUCACUGGUCAUCUCCAUCACCUCCCUUGCUGCAUCAAAUAUGACGGCCCUUGUGCCGUUUCCCAAUAUUUCAAACCCAAGCCCACAGGGAUCGAAGUGGAAGGACUGGUAGUGGAAGAAGCCUAUUUCAGAGGCAGAAAUUUGCUAGGUGCUACACUUCCUCUUCCACCUGGCUAUUCUGGUUUUGUCCUAGGGAAGAAGAAUGAUAAAAAAAGAAAAGGGUCUGAUUUGUUAGAACAGGAUUCUAAUUGUUGGGAGUUGAAUGCAAAAUUUGAAAAUUUAAUGUAUUGGAAUCAUGACAGCUUACCUUCACAAGAUGAUACUUUUUUGCGUUCCUUUCAUUGGUUGUCUGUUGCACAUGCACUGCACAAGCCAGUAACAGCUGAAGAUUUGGCUUCUGCAUCUGUCACUUUGGAGAAAAAGGGAUGAAUUGCUUAAGAAAUUUGGGGACUUUCUUGCUGGAUAUGUUGCUACUUCAGUGUUCUAAUCUCAAAGUAGCUUUACUAUAUUUAGUUUUUAUAGCAGAAUUCUCUCUGCAGUUAUGCAAACACGGGGACAUGUGGAUGCAUCUGAGAGAUUCAGAUUUAUGUUUCUCUAUCACAUUCUAUUCAAACUAGACUGCCUGCAAGGUUAGCCUUGGACAUGAAAAUGGACUAUUGGUCCACUUAAUUGUAGCUUACUGUUGGCGAUUGUGCAUGAUGAUGUCCUGUAGAUAUCAUUGACAAACUAGCAUUUGUCCUUUGGACAGUAAUGACUAAUGUCCAUCUUUUUGUACUUUUUCUAUCAAAUUUCCUCUUUAAGCUAGGAAAGUAGAGUAAAAUAGAUUUUCCAAAAUGUUAAACUCGUUGUGAAGUUUAUUAAUUCAACUUCAUUUUAUGCUA
Hevea brasiliensis (rubber tree) is the source of this 1470-nucleotide messenger RNA. RefSeq lists its product as uncharacterized. The transcript has 6 exons. The record is from RefSeq and is a predicted model, not a curated record. Lineage: Eukaryota; Viridiplantae; Streptophyta; Magnoliopsida; Malpighiales; Euphorbiaceae. Gene Ontology annotation, biological process: RNA catabolic process. Gene Ontology annotation, cellular component: ribonuclease H2 complex. Bases 497 to 1018 code for a protein of 173 amino acids.